This is a messenger RNA of Annulohypoxylon truncatum, 1085 nucleotides long. RefSeq names its product glycoside hydrolase family 61 protein. Bases 189 to 881 code for a protein of 230 amino acids. The transcript is spliced from 3 exons. Lineage: Eukaryota; Fungi; Ascomycota; Sordariomycetes; Xylariales; Hypoxylaceae. The record is from RefSeq and is a predicted model, not a curated record.
UGAUGGAAAGGGGUUAUAACUACAGUAGCUAUGGUAGAUAUUGACGCGCGCUCCCCCCCCCCCCCAGUUUCUUCUAUAUAUGUCGAGGUCGGAUACUCAAGCUCUACAACACCUCAGCUCCCGUCAAAUAACUCAAAGGCAGUUACGAUCAGUCUUCAGUCAAACUUAUACUGUGCCUUAUCUUGACAAUGAAAGCCUCAACAGCCCUCCUUUGUCUUGUGUCGGCUGCCCAAGCCCACUACACUUUUCCUGCACUGAUUGCAGGAAGUGGUGCUACCAGCAAGUGGGAGUACGUCAGGAAGACGACAAAUUAUCAGAGCAAUGGACCAGUCACCGAUGUCACAUCUGAACAGUUCAGAUGCUAUCAACUUGCGCCUGGCAACGAGGGCGCGAAGACCAUGACGGUAGCUGCCGGUUCGACAGUUGGUUUCACGGCCGAUGCUUCGGUCUCCCACCCAGGAACUCUACAGUUUUACAUGGCGAAGGUCCCUUCCGGGCAAACGGCUGAUUCCUGGGAUGGAUCUGGGGCAGUUUGGUUCAAGAUCUUCUCGCAGGGCCCUAACAUUGCCCCUAGUGGGCUCACGUGGCCAAGCCAGGGUGCCAAGCAAGUAACGACCAAGAUCCCCGAGUGUAUUCCCGCAGGAGACUAUCUCCUCCGUGUGGAGCACAUCGCCCUUCACAGUGCUGGUUCAGUGGGUGGUGCCCAGACGUACAUCUCUUGUGCUCAGUUGACUGUCACCGGUGGUGGCAGCAAAACCCCAACCGACCUGGUCUCAUUUCCUGGAGCGUAUAAAGCUACAGAUCCUGGGCUUCUCAUUAACAUCUACUACCCUGUGCCCACGUCUUACACUGCUCCUGGACCGGCCGUGUUCACUUGCUGAUCGAUUGUUUUUACGGCACAGUUAAUAGCACUUGACCAUACCUCGAUCAAUAAACAACUCUUGUGAAAUUUGCGUCUUGAACUUACGAGAAAUAUGCUACGUAGCGAUUUUUCUGAUUAUAUUUACCUAGAUUGAUAGGCGGGCGGCAAACUUGACUGAGUCUCCAUUAAGGGGGUUGCGUAGGUCCAGCCACGCUCAAUCGUG